Messenger RNA from Nicotiana attenuata, 1664 nucleotides. Its product is annotated as dnaJ homolog subfamily C member 17-like. Gene Ontology annotation, molecular function: RNA binding. Lineage: Eukaryota; Viridiplantae; Streptophyta; Magnoliopsida; Solanales; Solanaceae. The record is from RefSeq and is a predicted model, not a curated record. Bases 202 to 1095 code for a protein of 297 amino acids. The transcript is spliced from 5 exons.
GGCAACCCGUAUUCUCUGCUUCAGUCUCUAAAAUAUCUACAGUAUACAGAAUUCCCCUUUUCACCUCACGACACCAUAACUCCGGCAGAUCCCUACCCAAACCCUACCACUUUCGGGUAUCACUUUGUAGCCAAAUUUCUCCCAAUUUCAACGGCUACUGUUGGUUUACAUUUGUUGCACAGUUCAAAGUUCGGGUAGAAAAUGGAUAUCGAAGUUGAUCAUUAUGCUGUUUUGGAUUUACCCUCUGGAGAGGAAGGGGCCAAACUUUCUGAGAAAGACAUAUCUAAAGCCUAUAAGAAGAAGGCAUUAGAGUUGCAUCCAGACAAGAGGCCUGAUGACCCAAAUGCUCACUUGAACUUUCAAAAGCUGAAGACUUCAUACGAGGUUCUGAAGGAUGAGAAAGCUAGGAAGUUAUUUGAUGAUCUACUUCGCGUGAAACGUGAAAAGAUCCAACGCCAAUCACAACAAGAUUCAAAGCGUAGAAAGAUGAUGUCAGAUCUCGAUGCAAGAGAACGUGCUGCUUUUGCACCUGAUGCCAGCGUUCUAGCUCGACAAGAGGAGGAGCGAAUUGCUAGAAAGCUUAAAGAGGAAAUUGCUCGAAUUCGUGCAAUGCAUUCAAACAAAGUGCCUACUGCUACAGAUCCUUCACAGAAAGAGAGACAUGCAAAGGCUAAGGCGAGUACAGAAGGCAAGGGCAGUAGUGUAGACAAGGAAAAGGUGCUUAAGGUAUCUUGGGAGAAGAUUGGUGAAGAUUAUACUGCCCAAAGACUGAGAGAGUUAUUUAGUGAGUUUGGUGAGGUUGAAGAUGUAGUAAUUAAGAGUUCUAAGAAGAAAGGCUCCGCUCUUGUUGUCAUGUCUUCUAAGGACGCAGCUAAAGCUGUUUGUGGAAAUGUCUUGGGGGAUCUAUCAAAUCCUCUCUUAAUUGUGCCUCUUCAGCCAACAGUUCAACCCACAAUGGCAGCUCCAUUUUUUAACGCUGAGAAAGAUAGAGAACCUGAGGGCCCAAGUUUGAGUAAUCUUGUAGGUGCUGGAUACCAGAAAUUUGAAGACUUGGUAUUAGAAAAAAUGAGAAAGGCUGCUCAAAGGAAGAAAUAGCGUGCUGAAACUUCAUCAAGUUUAAGUGCUGACAUGUUAAGAUUUCUAGGUUGCUCAGUUAAAGAAGAGGCAAGGAAAGCUAGGUUUUAUCCUCGAGAAACAGCUCUAGUUUUUUAUACUAGGGAAUGCCAUCUUGAAGUGGCUGUGUCAGUGUUAUGCUAAGUUUCAUUUUGCCGGUCUCUCUGAAUCUGGUUUGUUUGUCUGACAUGUAUUGUACAAUGAGAUUCUCGUAUUGCUGUCACAGGAUUGGGUAGAGGAGACAUUUCCCUUCACGUAGUCCAAUGCGUGGUAUUGUGUACGUGGUGUCUGCAGUAGAAUCACAUAAGUGCGGCGAUGGAUUCAUCAUAUUUUUUUUGGAAAAGUUGUAAUAUAUGCCAAGACAUGGAUGAGAGGCUAAAUUGAGGCGGUGUUGACUGUACUGUAUAUUAAUAUCAUUUGUGGAUGUCUGCUAUUUAGAUCAUUUCCACUUUUUUUUUAAGUUCGAUGAGAAAGAUUUCUUGAUCUUAACUGAAGUCGGGCAUGGCGACUACUGGAUUAAUGGUCUUCUAUAGAGCUUCUCGUUGCCGUUA